AUGUCAUCACUUUGUUCUUCAUUUGCUAUAAUUUGGUCAACUCUUUGCGAGACCAACCCAGUGGAUGCACCAGUAGUCUUAUGGCUUCAGGGAGGACCGGGUGGUAGUUCACUGUUUGCACUAUUUGCCGAAAACGGACGAUUUCGUGUCGAUGCCACGGGAAAGACACUUAAACUUAACCCUAACAGUUGGAAUCGUGUGGUCGAUAACAUACGCCAGUUGAUCAAUAAGUAUGACCUACAACGGAUGACAGUAUAUAACGGCGAUUUUGAUAUGGUCUGCGAUUUUAUUGAUGACCAGCGAUUUGUUGACAAACUAGGCUUUCAACGAAAUGGCAACUAUAAGUAUUGGACAGUUGACGGAAAACCGGACGGUAUUAUUGGCGGUUAUGUGGAACGCUAUGAAAAGGUUGCCGUCAAUAACAAAAACAACAACAAUGAGGACGAGAUAAUAGCCCUCCCGGGGCUUAAAUACAAAAUCAAUUUCAAACAAUACUCGGGUUAUUUGAAUAUACCGGAUGGUAAACACUUAUUUUACUGGUUUGUCGAGAGCCAGACCAACCCGGCGACUGCACCGGUAGUCCUAUGGCUUCAGGGAGGACCGUGUAGUAGUGCACUGUUCGGACUGUUGGCCGAAAACGGACCGUUUCAUGUCGAUGCCGACGGCAAGUCAUUGCAUCUGAACCCUUACAGUUGGAAUAGUGUGGCCAAUAUGCUGUACAUUGAGGCACCGGUAGAUGCGGGCUUUAGCUAUAAGGAUGAUAAAAAAUAUUUGAAUAACGACACCACAGUUGCCACUGAUAAUAGACUGGCUUUAGUUGAGUUUUUCAAAAAAUAUCCAAACCUUCAAAAAAAUCCGUUUUAUAUAAAGUUAUGGCGGGGUUUACGUACCAAUGUGUUAGCAUUUGUAACGGUAGACUAUCGGGUUGGGAUUUUUUUGGGAAAUCAAUCGAUGUAUGACAUGCUUGUCGGUAGCGGACAGUUGUCUAUCGAAUCGUACGAACGCAAGAUAGAGGCCUGUUGUCAGUGCGCUGCUGACGGCCAUACCGUACGCGAGUGUGACUUCUCUAAGCCAGUAAACGCCACUAAAUGUAACCAAGCACAGUUAGAACUGGGUAGUGUACCAAAUGCCUAUAACAUAUACGAUGAUUGUGGCGGACUUGACGAUGACUACCUGUCCGCAAUGUUUGACCGGUACUAUCGUUCCCGUUUCGAGGCACUGGGCAUAGUCACAAUGCAAGCUCAUCAACAACAACACAUUGUUGCUAACAAACUUAAUUGUCCUAAAAAUGGUUAUACCGAUUAUCUGAAUACACCGGCCGGGCUAACACCACAACACGAUAACAUACGCGACCUGAUCGAGAAGUAUGGCCUCAAACGGGUAACAGUAUAUAACGGCAAUUUUGAUUUGAUCUGCGAUUUUAUUGAUGAUCAACGAUUUGUUGAAGCACUCGGCUAUCAGAACGGUGUGAUCGGUGGUUACAUUGAACGCUACGAAAAGGGAUUGCAGUUUGUUUUGGUCAGAGGUGCCGGACAUAUGGUUCCCAAAGAUAAACCCGAGGCUGCCUUUCAAGUGUUUAAGGAUUUAAUAGGAAUUGAAAAAUUGUAA
Molecule: messenger RNA, 1608 nt
Organism: Oppia nitens
Lineage: Eukaryota; Metazoa; Arthropoda; Arachnida; Sarcoptiformes; Oppiidae
Product: serine carboxypeptidase ctsa-1.2-like
Exons: 8
Coding region: 1-1608 (535 amino acids)
Biological process (GO): proteolysis
Molecular function (GO): serine-type carboxypeptidase activity
Source: RefSeq, a predicted model, not a curated record